Branchiostoma belcheri (Belcher's lancelet) is the source of this 2539-nucleotide messenger RNA. Its product is annotated as lysosomal-associated transmembrane protein 4A-like. Gene Ontology annotation, cellular component: lysosomal membrane. The coding region runs from base 130 to 807 and encodes 225 amino acids. Lineage: Eukaryota; Metazoa; Chordata; Leptocardii; Amphioxiformes; Branchiostomatidae. The transcript has 7 exons. The record is from RefSeq and is a predicted model, not a curated record.
AGUAGACGAAACUGAGAGGAACAGUUCCUUUUCAAAUUACUGCGUUUUUAACUCGAUUUCUUACCGUUUUGUCCGACCAGGAGGUAGUUAAGGAUUUGUUUUAAGGAAGGAGGCGAGGAUUUGGUCAGAAUGCAGGCGAAAGAAGGGAUGAAACGUGGCGAAUUUCGCUGCUGUUGCGGGUGCUUGCAUGUCCGGGCAGGGGCCAUCAUGAUCGGCCUCCUACACCUGGUGUGUCACCUGCUGGGGAUGCUGGUGCUGGCCUACCUGAUCACCCAUCCGGAGGCCAUGCCAAAGGGAGACACCUGGUACAGCCUCAACUAUAACGGCAACGAAACUGCACGCGGCAGCGAUAACUGUGUGGCCCUGGCCAUCACUUUCUUCACCUUUACCAUGACUCUGCUCAUGCUGUAUGGUGCUAUAAAGCACCGUGCAGGCUACCUGCUGCCGUUUUUCUGUAUCCAAGUGUUUGACUUCACCGUCGGCUGUCUCACAGCCAUAGGCUUCGUCUCCUACAUGCCCAACAUCAGGACCUUCAUGGAGCAAAACCCCAACUUGCCGUACCGUGAAGAACUGAUGAAGAUGGACCCUCAGUACCUGCUGCUGAUCUGCAUGGCUAUCUUCUUCCUGGUCAUGAUCAUCAAGGCUUACUUCAUCGGUGUUGUGUGGGGAUGUUACAAGUACAUCACCUCCCGUAACCUCAUGGAGGUCAUCUACUGCCCCGACACUGAGGCCCUGCUCCCUCCCAGCUAUGACACUGUGACCAAGAUGCCGCCUCCCCCGCCCUACACCCCGGCAACUGAGACAUAAAUAACAACAAGAGACAUAAACAACAACAAGACAACAAGCAGGACCUUCCCGAGGCCGCACCAAUUUGCUUCCUUGGUUCUCGGACAUUUCAAAGUAACAUUACUCAAACACUCAUAUAUAUGGUGACAGGAGUCUAAAUCCCUCCUGCUAUAAAAUUGCAACAUGAUGUAACCCAACACUAGUUACCAUGGUGACAGACAUCUGGUCCUGGUCAUUGACUUUAUUUCUUUGGAGAAGAGGAAUAAGAUACAGAGCGAAAACAAUAUGUUUUCCUUCUGCUUAGGUAAGCAUAAAUAUAGCAAAUCAAAGCAGAAGGCAGGAAGGAAAGUUAAAUAUGACUCUAUGACUGUAUUCACUCCAUAAAGUUGUGUGCAUCAAUAUGGUUCUCAGGCUUUGUUUUCGUUACAUUUUCCCAGUUAAACAUAUCUUUUUGAAGUCCCAGAACCAACAAAUUAAAUUGGUGAUGCCUUAGACAAUGUCACAAAAAAAGGAAGUCCGAUCAACAACCUACCAAUGUUAAUGGAAAAGUAAAUACACAGAAAGGAAAUUCCUCUGUUUCCCUGCUCACUUUUGCCUUCAGACUAUAUGCAGUGCAAAGGAAGGUUGCCUUUAGUUUAGUUGUAUCCAUACAAUAUUGUCUUUUCAGAAGAGUGAACUAUUUACAUAGUGGUUCAGACGAAAUGGUCAUUUCUAAAGGAAUGGCCAUUUCUUUGUUAAGGUAAACCUGCAUUAUUAUUCAACUAGCAUAAAUUAUGUUUGCUGCUUGUCUAUGAUAAUAUUGUGUAAAUGUAUAGGCCAGUGGUGAAGCUUUCUUUAGGAGUUCUAAUAGCAAGAUUUUCUGGUAUUUUGGUGAAUGUCACCUUUCACAAGAAUAUGGCCUAUCACGAUGUGCAAAAAAAAACUAUAUAUAUAUUGAAUAAUUCUAUGAGCACAGUGUCCUUGUAUCUUCUUACAUAUAUAGCCACGAUGUAGCUUCAAGGUUAAUAGCAAUGUUAAAUACUUGAUGCUGGCAAAUAAGCAGUAAUUGAAGAGAUUUGAUGUAUUUUCUGAUCUAUAUUGUACUAUUUGUGUAGUAGAACAAGUAUUGGCUUCCAGUGAGAGAUUAUUAAAAAAAAACUUGUGGAUUGAGUUUUUUUCCAGAUAAGUGCAAUUUGAAGGGCUGUGAUGCGAUCCCAUCUGAAAGUGGCAAGUCGAUUCUGAUUUGAGAUUCAAUGAUUUUGAAACUGAUGAGUGGUAAAGAGAGUGUAGCACUUGUCAUUCUUUUUAGUUUACCCAACCAGAUUAACUAAUUGGUGGUAGUAAGUGUGGAAAUAUAUGGGAGAUAAAUUUUCCUUGAUUUUACGUUUAUACUUGUUAGGUAAAAAACCUAGCUAAGUCUGUCCUCCCUAAUUAUGUUUGUAGUAAAUGUACAUGUGUGGCUGUAUGGUGAAUCUGGUGUGAACAGAACAUGCUGCAACAAGUAAGAACAGAAAUAAUCAUCCUUUUCUGUAAUGUGAAGUGUACCAUGUACAUGUAGCUGGCUUGUAUUAUUACAUUGUAGAUGUCGUGUUUUAUAUCUUACAUCGAAGAUGUAAAUACAUCAACAUUGCAAAUUCAGUUUACUUCUUAACUCUUUGAGCCAUUAUCUAUAACUGUAUAGGAGGGAUCUAUAUGAAGAAAUUCAACCAAAGAUUCAGUUUGGUGAACGGUACACACAUCUCUACUAUAAAUAAAGGCUAGUCUGCCCAACAUG